CUCAGGAGCAGUGAUUCGAGAUCACGUUUAGCUACAAUGGCGAACGACCAACAGGUAUAAUUGAUAUUGUUGUUUUCCUCGUAUCAUAUAUAUGCAUGGUUAAUAAUUAAGUCUCUUUAGCCACGUUCAACGAGAUUGAACGAAUUCGAAAGCGUACGUAUAUCCGUUUAAAAAGUAAUUUCUACGGUAAGCUGUACUCGAAAUCGUCCGGUUUCAGAGAGAAUCGUGCAAAUUUCAUUUCUGUUCCGCAUUUAUCCAGUCUCGAUGAGAAUGAAGUCAGUUUAGUCUUCGUAGACUACCAGGCAGUAGCAUAGUGUAGAUAGUCUUAUAUAGAAUAAAUAUAUAAUUAUUACUGUUCUUUUGAGUAUCGAAUUCUGUCCUCACGGAUUCUAUUCCAUACCCGUUAUCCGUUGUCGGGGUCUUAUGACUAGUACGGUUGACUAAAUUACAACUUGAUAUGAAAAUAGUCAUGUUAAUAUAAUGUUUUCUGCAGUUAACUGGUCUAAUACAGUAUCACUACAAACAGAAUUUUAGGAAGCUAUUUACCUAUUCCUUAGAGUAUUGUGAUUUCACCAUGACUACGACCUAAACAUGAGGUUAAAGCCAUACACAUGCACUUACGUCAUUCUGGCGUAUGCAAAUAGAAAUGGCUACGUCUGCAGACGCCUCUUCUCUGUUCAUCAGAAUAUGGCGAAAUUUGAAAUGUGACAUCUUUACAACGUAUUUAUUUGAGUAUAUACAUACACCAGUAUAAGAAUACUACUAGUCGUAUUGUGUAGUUUGGCCUUUAGAGACCAAACUACAGAAAUGCCUGCUCACAGGGACCCGGAAGAAUUCGGAAUAAACGGAACCUAAAUUUGCCCGGCUUCACGGGACGCAUGAAAGCGGAUGAAUUUUAGCACAGCUGCAUGACUAUGAGAAUAAAUGAAACCCGACGAAUUUUCUCUCUAGUUCUGUGGUAAAGUUUGCCGGUUACUCGCAAUGCACUCUUCCCGAAAGUACUUAGCCGUAGAUUUUGAGCCUCGUUUUGUGGUUGCGAUAUCGGCUUUACAGUCUUUAUCUUGUCACCGCGAUGACUAGAUUUUAUAAAGGUCUUUUAUAUUAUCUAAUUUGACUGUGACACUGGGCCAUAAUUUAGUCUGCACAUGCCACAAAAUAAAUGGCUCUAAAGCCGAUAUCUCAAUCUCGAAAACGAGGGUAUAUUAUAUGCAGAGCCCGACAGGGCCUAAUUUUACCGUUUGGUGUCUUGGUCCGGCGUGGUAUAGGACCAGCCAAAUAUGCGUGUUCCAUUUUGGCUCUAUUCGUUGAAUUUCUGUGUAAAUUGUAAACAACCAAGGGUGGCCAAAAUACGUUCUAACCUUCAUUAUGAUAGUAGUGUAUUUUCCAGAGAAGUUCCACCCUAAAAUUAAAGAGUCCUGGUGACCAAUUUAUAUGCAUACAGUAUUUAAGAAACGGCUGAUAUUGGAAGUAUAGCUACACAGUUACGUUUGGUUGUUAAAGGAUAUUGCUCAAUUUUUAGAACGAGGAUAUCGAUUACACAAUAGCUUUAGUACUGCAAGAACUGGAGGACCAUGCGCUGGCUCAAGCAAUUGCAGAUUCACAAAGAAGAGAAAUAUACAGUCAACAGCAACCGCCAAAGCAAAACAGGAUAGAUUCAGAGCGGGAAUACAGCCAACAACAGCAGCAACAACAACAACAACAACAACAACAACAACAACAACGGCAAACGGUAUGGAGUUACAACGAGUAAUAAUAAAAAUUGUUUAUAUGAACCAACCAUGAAGUUAUUUGUUAGCGAAAAAUUCAAUACUAUUUGGUAUGCAAGAAGAAAGCAUACUUUGUUGUACUUAUGUUACAUUCCUGGGCGCGAAAUAACGGUCGGUCAACGGACAAUGUCCGGCCAGAAUGCGGAGUUGUCCGGUCAAAUUCUUACCUUGCCGGUCAUUUUGACCGGACACUUUCGGUAAAAGAACAAACUAACUUCAUUUGAAUUAAUAAUCAAAAUAAAUUGUCAAUAAGCUGUUUUAUGUGAAGGAUUACAAAAAGCCUUACUGAUUACAGUAAGGCUUUUUGUAAUGCUUUACUGGGAAAAUAGAGUUGGCCGGUCACGUUGACCGGCGACCCUCCAGCGGUUAUUUCGCGCCCUUGCAUGCAUGCGCAUGCAUGCGCAUGCAUCAAAUGACAGAUGUGUGAUAUGACGAUUCCCCAUUAGAUUCUCCCAUGAAAAUGUUCCUCACUCUUCCUGCUAUAAAAGCAAAUGUUCCAGAUCCUACUCUGUUCCCUCUUGAACAAAAUUUUGAGUAUUAGUACCAUGUCCCUAGAUACUUGAAAUCCAAGGCAGUCCAAUUACAGUAAGCCAUCAGGUUGUACAGCCAUACAUUAACUAUUGCAAAGAAGGCUGCGACAACUGUAGAUGGAUGAUGCAGAAGGUACGUCUUAUUGCCACAGAGACAGAAGAAUGGUGUCGCAAGAAUUUCGAGGUGACGUGUUAUGGUGAGCAUUUUACCCUGAUAUUCUGGUCGGGUGCGCGAAAAGAUAGGAUGGUGGUACAAACAGUCAAAGGAGAAGUACAUGUAACUGUAACUAAACAAAGUUGGCUAAUGUGGUUCAAAAAAUUGGCUGAAAAAUUCUUGACUGCUUUCAAGUAUGUUUUUGCUAUCACUGGUACGGCUGUGAAAUAUAUUGGAAGGUAACUGAACAAUCCGUUUAUGUACGGUUUAUCUCCCUUUACAUCAAUGGAAAUGAUAUCAAGACCACUGAUACUGCGUUUUUAAACUUCUUGGCGGAACCUAUGCACAUGUUGAUAAAAUCACUUCAAAAACUUCCAAGCGUCCUUCUUCCUCUUCGCAUCCUAUGACGAGCAGAUAUCAGUUUGAUGAGACAACUAUUACUCAUUACGCCAUCGUCAUUGAGAGCGUCCAAAAAAACCCACUUCUGAUCCAAAGCCGUCGGCCAAACUACGUCACUGAUAAAGUGUUCAUUUGAGACUUUCAAAAGAAGAGAUGCCCUGUUAGAAAAGUACCAUGCAGCAUUGAUAACAACACACUCGUGGAACUUUUACAAAAAGAGAGCCAAUAACUUACAACUUAGACAAAAAAGAAGUUUUCCAUUGGCAUUGCAUGUUAAAUGGCAAACUUUACAGAACGAAUUUAAAUACGAACAUUAUCAUCAUUCUUUUACUGUAUGGACCAGUUAUUCAUUACUCCUGCAGGUUAAAAUAAAACCCCAUUGUGUUUACAUUUUAUUGAGUACUUAUUAUUAACAUUUGAAUUGCAAAUUAUUGACAUUUUAUUGAGUGGUAUUUUUAGAGUGCUUAAUUACUGCUUAUACGUUUA
This is a messenger RNA of Paramuricea clavata, 3335 nucleotides long. NCBI's taxonomy places the organism in Eukaryota, Metazoa, Cnidaria, Anthozoa, Malacalcyonacea, Plexauridae. The record is from the annotation of a GenBank genome assembly.